AUGCUGCUCGACUCAAUUAACACCGGAAGGGCCACUUUUGCCAAACUGAUUGUCGGAUCCGGAGAAAGGCAAGAUGGCAUCUCGAACUGGCUACGUGAUGGUGAAUCACAAACGACGGACGUCGAGAUCCGUGACGUUGCCCUCAAUCUCACCGGAAGGGCUGACCCUCCAGCCAUGACUGACUCAUUUGCGUACUGCGUCAACUGCGUGUGGGUGUGUAAGGUCGCUACCGAGACUAUGCGCUGGACCGAAGCAAGACAGUUCCACGAGUGA
Messenger RNA from Colletotrichum fioriniae, 273 nucleotides. The record is from RefSeq and is a predicted model, not a curated record. NCBI's taxonomy places the organism in Eukaryota, Fungi, Ascomycota, Sordariomycetes, Glomerellales, Glomerellaceae.